AUGUUUGGUUUCAACCUCAGCUAUCAGUGGCUUUACUUUACCCGACCUUCAGGUCCUCCGUCUCCUGUUCCAGAUGGUCUCGAACGCCACUGGGUAGACACACCUCAAGGCCAAAUUGAAGUCCUAUCCAACUAUCCCUCGAUCACCGACAGAACAGAUGGCCCUCCCAUAGUAUUCUGCCAUGGCGGAAUGGGCUGUGCAUGGGUAUGGACAGAGUACAUGCAAUAUCUAGCCGCUCGUGGAGUUCCAUGCUAUGCAGUCUCGCUGCGCGGUCAUGGAGAGUCAUGGCAUCCGUCAUACUUCCGUAUGGUCUUUGCAACACCUCGAAGUGCUUUGGCGUCUGAUCUAGUUGCGGUGAUUGACUGGGUGGAGAUCCGUGAAAAGGAUGAGGUGAUGCUUGUUGGGCACUCGAGUGGUGGAGGGUUGAGCCAGGGUAUUCUCAGUGAUGGCCUGGCUAAUGUCAAAGCCCUUGCGUUGCUCGGUGCUGUCCCAGGGUUCGGAUCAAUGGGCGUAUACAUGAAUUGGUGGAAAAUGGAUCCUUGGUUCACCAUUCGAAUGAUUUUCCAUCUCUGGCACUCUAACUCACCUCUCUCACAUCCAAAACUCACCCAACGCGCCUUCUUUGGCGAUAAAUACCCUCUCUCGGCCGUUGUCGACUUCCAGCGUCAUAUGAAUCGCUACGAGGCCUACCUAUGGCCUUUCAGCAUGAUGAACUCAUUCACAUCUGCAUCGACUAUUCUGAAGCACAUCCGCAACGACGGGACAAGUAAUGAAAAGGUUCUUGUCAUGGCAGGUACUCAGGAUAAGCUGAUGACAGAGUCAGUGUCUCGAGAGACAGCUAGUUAUUAUCGUGAAGCCGGGACUGGGAAGCGUGACGGUGUGAAAUUGCUCUUUGUUGAAGGUGCUGGACAUCACUUGCAAAAUGAUGUGCAGUGGGAAGAUGGUGCUGAGAAGUUGUUUGACUUUUACAAAGGUAUUACUUGA
Molecule: messenger RNA, 984 nt
Organism: Fusarium venenatum
Lineage: Eukaryota; Fungi; Ascomycota; Sordariomycetes; Hypocreales; Nectriaceae
Product: Alpha/Beta hydrolase protein
Source: RefSeq, a predicted model, not a curated record